AUGCCGCCGAUCACGCUGCCGCCGCCCACGCUGGCGCCGUCGCCGCAGCCGACGCCGGAGCCGCCCACGGCGGCGCCCGCUGCGAGCCCCACUCCGCCGCCGACGCCGGUGCUUCUGCUGGCGGCCGGAGACCAGAUCACGGUCAGCCUCGGCAAUAGCACGACCGACACAAAGUGCGUUACGGUCGCGCAGCCAGUGUCUUGUGCAUCCGAUGCGUGGUCUUGGUACGCCUCAGAGGAGCCCCAGGUGGAGCACUGUGCGGAGCCGUUUGCGUCGUCUGGCUGUGAGUCCAACGGCGGCAACUGCUCCACGGUGUUCGUGCCGAGCCUUCACUUGUGCGUGGAGUGUGCACAGGACGGUGCGACAAUCCUUACGGAGGAGACGGUGUCCUCAUUGGACACGCCCGCUACGUGGUGCACGCAGGUUGUGGCUACAUCCGAGGCGCCGACGCCGACCCCAGCACCACCUGCGACGCCAGCACCACCUGCGCCGGAGGAUCUACCCUUCUGGCUCACAGCAUACCCGUGCGACCGGAACGACUUUGCUGGGGAGGUCGGCAUGGUUUUUGAAGUCGAGACAGAUCCGGUAUGGGUCCAUGCGCUGGGCCGCGCGGUACCACAAGGCCAGGCGGCCCUCACAGACACGGCCACAGUAAAGGUAUGGGAUGGGAGCACGGAGGCAAUGUUGGCGAGUGUGGGUGUCGGGCCAGAUUCAGCUGUACAGAACGGUUACGCGAUGGAGAGCUUGCUGUCUCCACUGUAUUUGCCCGUGGGAGUCUACCAUCUCUCUCAGGACACCUGGGAGGGUAUGGAUUUGUGGGCCAAUGGCGCUUUCACCCCGACGGUCGGAGAUGACGUGUCGAGCGGGCUUACUUUCCUUGGCGGUUGCUUUGCCUGGACUGCAUGGGAAUUCCCCGACAUUCGCGAUGGAGCUACACAACGCGCUGGAAUGUUGCAGCUGAACUUUGCGACGACGGCGGGUGGGUGCGUCGACACAAAUGACGGCGCUUUGUCGCCAAAUGGUUACGAUUGUGCGCCUCCAUAUGGUACGCAGUGGUUGUGCAAUUGGCAGUUGGCAAGCUACUACGAGGACAGCGACUUCACGCCGUCGGACAUGUGCUGUGCAUGUGGAGGUGGUCGUGAGCCGACGCCGGCCCCACCACCGACACCAGCAAUACCGUCGACGCCUGCUCCCCCACCAACGCAGGCCUGUGACCCGGGUGCAGGGUUUCGAUACUAUCGCAUCAGCAAUGGAGACAGCAUCCAAGCGAGCUCUUGCUCCUACACUUGGGAUUUAGCUGAGGUAGUGUUCCAGGAUACGAGCGGACAUUCAGUCCCUGCAAGCGUUCACUCAACGUCGACUGAGCACUGGCUUUUCCCAGGAAGCCAGGUUGUUGAUGGCGACUUCACGACGUACUGGGCGGGUGAUUGGUUUUCCGACGACAGCAUUGUUGGAUUAGGCACUUCUUGUUUUGAUGCAGGGAGGGUCGGUCUUCAGUGGAUAGUACUGGACUUGGGCUCCACGAUCCCUCUCAAUAGAAUCGAUGUGGCACAGUUGACCACGUAUGACGAUUACUCGGUAUCCCAGAUCCGGUAUGAAUGCUCAGAAGGCGAUGACCUUUGGACAGCUGCGACGACUGUACCCAUUGGCUUGCUGGGGACCACGACCAUCUUCCCGACGGAUGCGAGCUGCUCUGGUGAUUACGAAGCUGAAGAUGCCACAAUUGCUGGUGGGGUUGUCCAAAACGCCAACGGGGGAUAUUCUGGAGUUGGAUACAUCAAUUUGUUUGAUUCAUACAGCGCUUCCCUACUAUGGACAGUCCAAGCCUGCACAGCGGGGAUCCACGAGCUAAAGGUUACGUACGCUUUGGAAGAAGGGGACCGCCCUUUGAGGUUGAUUGUGAACUCAGCCAUCGAAGACGGCUCCUGGAGCUUCCCCGCUACGGGGUCGUGGAGUACAUGGGACGUUGUCACACAACAUGUCGUAUUACAGGCGGGUCUAAACGCAGUCAAGAUCAUGACCUUGGGCUACAGUGGUGCGAAUAUAGAUAAGCUGACAAUCGUGUAUACAGGAGCCGCCAUUACCGAGGGCUCUCGGCGUGCCAGCUCCUGGUCCUGGAGCUCUGCUGGUGCCAGCGAGCAGAACUGGAGCUCCGAGGAGGACGCCGCAUUCGCGAUCACCGUCACGGAGGGCUCGACCGUGUGCGCGCGGCGGCUGGACUCGGCCAGCGGCUGGGCGCGGCCCCUGGAGGCCACCUGCACCGUCACGGAGCACGAGGUCUUCCGCUUCAGCGGCCAGGACCAGCACUACGAGACGCUGGGCCGCUCGAGGCUGCGCGUGCAGGCGUGGGGCGCCGGCGGGGGCAGCGUGCCGGCGGAGGGCGGGGGCGAGGGCGGCGCGGGCGGCUACGCCGAGGCCGCGCCCGGCCCGUAUCCUCUCGGCCGCCCUCUCCGCGGAACGAGGGCGCCCACCGUGCAGCGGCCCGGGCCCUCGCCGGGCUGAUCUCUCGGGUCCAGGGCCAGGAGAGCGUGCUGGCACCGAUCCUCGGCCCAGGGCGGUCUCCUGCCAGAUCGGCGCAGGCGUCCCCCCGUGCUCUGUGACUCGGGUCCCCCCUGCCUCACUCUUGCUGCUUGUCUCGCUCCCCUCCCUCUGUCUCUGCCUUUGUCUCUGUCUCUGUCUCUCUCCUCUCUCUCUCUCUCUCUGUUUUUUCACCCCUUCUCCUCCCUCUC
Molecule: messenger RNA, 2729 nt
Organism: Prorocentrum cordatum
Lineage: Eukaryota; Dinophyceae; Prorocentrales; Prorocentraceae
Source: the annotation of a GenBank genome assembly